This is a messenger RNA of Daphnia carinata, 2940 nucleotides long. Its product is annotated as inactive dipeptidyl peptidase 10-like. The transcript is spliced from 18 exons. Gene Ontology annotation, molecular function: serine-type peptidase activity; dipeptidyl-peptidase activity. Gene Ontology annotation, biological process: proteolysis. The record is from RefSeq and is a predicted model, not a curated record. Lineage: Eukaryota; Metazoa; Arthropoda; Branchiopoda; Diplostraca; Daphniidae. The coding region runs from base 464 to 2896 and encodes 810 amino acids.
CAGAAGUUGAGCCUGAGAGACCCGGCGCAGUGGAUGCGUGUAACAGCUACAAUUUCAAGCGCACAUCAUCUGUAGACAUUCUCUUCGUUUGCCUCGUCAUUGAGCUCAUCUUCUUUUGUUUUUUGUUUUGUUUUUCUUUUUUGUUGUUUUAUUUUUUUUUUGUUUAGAAAAACAACACGCUGUAAUAUGCGUGUUAAGUGAAGCUGUUAUUACAAGGCAGGGGCUGUUAGCCUAGUACAUUACAAGAGUGCUCACAUUUCAGAUAAAACUUUAAUAUAUUUUUUUUUGUAUCAUCUCGGUUUUCUUUUGCGUGCGGUGUGCUGUGCGUAACGUUAUAUUACAUAACACAGUGCUGUAUAGGAAGAAGCCGCGAAAAAUUUUCUGGUCUGGCGGUCGACCCGUCCCGCAAACCUACCGUUUUUCUGUACGAGAAACCAAUUGCAAUCGGGAAGAUCUGUAAAUAAUGCACGGCAACGUUGGCAUGGAGAAAAACCAAUGGAAAGUGGCUGAAGACGACACCGUCAUCGUUGAUCCUUCAGACAAGGAACAGGGCGACGAACCUCACAACUGGAAAGCCACGGGCAUAGCCAUAUGUGCCAUCACCAUCGUGUUGCUGGCCGUCAGCACAGCUGCGCUCUUCAUGCGCAAUCCUGAGGACGAGGGGGCCUACUGGCAAACGGUGUCUUACGAUCUCAAUUCGGUCUUGGAUACUGAAACGUCCAUUUUCAUAAGCAACAGUAUGUCCAAGGAUCAGUGGAAAUCGACCUACUGGAUUUCAGAUCGUCAACUCGUUUAUUGGGAUGCCUCGGGCGGAUUGAACGUCUAUCGAGUCGCAACGAACCAAUCGGCCGUCCUCGUUCCCGCACAUGUUGUGACACAGUGGAGAGCGGACGAGUAUUGGCCAAGUUAUGACGGUCGUUACGUUCUACUCCGACAGCAUCACACUGGCGAUUCACAGAAAGAGGGCGAACUCUAUUACGGAUGCCAUCAGCCACAGCGCUACUACGCUGUCUACGACACCUUUGAAAAUGAUUUGUGGAAGAUACGAUUGACGGCGGACGAUUUGCAACCAACCCGUUUGGGAUACGUCGCAUGGUCGGGCAGAUCAAACCAACUGUACGCCAUUUAUCGCAAUAGGAUCUUCUGGACUAGUGAUGCCACCAGCCGGAUAGGAUGGCAACUACGGGGAGCAGACCGAACGUUGCCGAAAGAGCCGGAACAGGAUUUCUUUUGUAGCGGAUUGCCCGAUUGGACUUAUUCAGAAGGAGUGACACGCUGGCGGAACCUUAUGUGGCCAAACCUUGGCGGCGAUUGGCUAAUUUACGCAACCUUGAAUUCUAGCCAAUGUCACCAUUUAGAUUUUAUCGAAUAUUUAGCGGACCGCUCGCGAGCCAGUAGUAUCCGUCACGCUGUGCCAGGUGGCCAGCUGCCCGAAAUCCAGUUGAAGUUGAUCCAUCUCGAGAGCAACAUCGAGUCCGAAUUGGCGAUCAGCCAGUUGGCUAACCAGAGGCAAUGGCUGUUAGUCCAAGUCGAGUGGCUGGACGCGACUGGCUUCGUUACGGCUUGGAUGACCCGCAAUCAAAAUGAAACAAGAGUGUUCUACUGCCAGCUGGCCGUAGCAGAAUGCAGUCAAAUUAUUCUUGAAGAAGCCGUCCCUGGUCGCUGGUUGGUACCCCCGUUGCUGUACCCAUCGCCCAGCGGUAAUGGCUUUGUGGCAAUUUCACAGACGGGUCAAGCAGAGGACGGCCAACGUCUCGUUUAUCACCGUCCACCUUGGCACAAAUUUGUCUCGCUUGAUAUCAGGCAAAUCGACGUCAAGCGUAUCGUCGGCUGGCAUGAAGCAAACAACACCACCUACGUGCUUGGCACUCCGACGAACGAAACGCAAAAGAGACAUUUGUAUCGAGUGACGGACGCCACAAUCGAAUGUCUCACGUGCCAUUUAUCAGCUGACAAUUGUAACUUUGUCGAUGCCAAGUUUGAAUUGGCUACCCUCGAUUUUUACGAACUGCAGUGCCUAGGCCCCCAUAUUCCCAGUCUUCACGUUGUCGAUUCGGAAGAUAACGAAAUUCUCACGACACUUUUGGAAGUGGAUCAUCACGGAGGACUGCGGGAUCUUCUCGAGCAUUUGACACCCGUCGUCAAAUAUCUAACAAUCCCGCUUGAGAACAGAGGCGUCGGAAGGGUUCAGCUACUCCUACCUGGUGGCUGGAACGAUAAAAUUUACCAUACACUACGCUACCCACUCAUCAUUCAAACUUUGGACUGGGACGAAGGCGACGCUCUAACCGACCAAUGGCGCAAAGAUUGGGCUUCAUACUUCACGCUGACACGACAGGUGAUUUACGCCAGGGUGUCAGGCCGUGACAGGGCGAACCAAUACGGAUCUCUCCAAACGGGUGUCAGCGAUCUCCUUACUAUUGUCAAGUUCUUGAUGGCGGAAUUGAACCACGUUGAAAGCAAUGCAGUGGUCUUAAUCGGUAAGGGAAUAGGAGGCUACCUGGCAACCAUGAUGAUGGCGCUGAUGGCCAACGAGGAAGAGCCCAUUUUCAAGUGCGGAAUCGUCAUUUCGCCUACCACUGACUGGUUGAGAUACGAGGCCAGUAUAGCUGAAAGGUACUUGGGAGAUGCAGUCGAUCAGCAAUAUUAUGUUCUGUCAAAGACCGACAAGCACAUUCAAAUGAUAAAAAAUGAUACGAUAUUGUUGAUGGAUUCGUUCCCGUACAAUCCGGUCCAACAUUUCCAAUCAGUAAAGUUCAAUUCCCAGUUGACAAAAGCGGGCAUCCGGUUUGACUACAAAACAUAUCCUCAGGCUGGUAUUAAGAAGAUGAUUGAGUACCAUUCAUACCUUUCCUUAGAACACUUCAUUACACAAUGUCUGCAGAAUGGUAAUUAACAUGCUGUGUCUUGAGAAUGGAAGAAUAAAAGUUUAUGGGAUAA